GGGACCCAGGAAGACACUGUUAGAGACAGAGAGGGUAUGCUAUAAGAGACAGUAGGCUAAAGAGAGACAAAGUGAAAGGUAAAGAUUGAGCAACAGAUAUCAGAAGGAGUGGACAAAUUAGAGGAGGAGGAGGAGUCUGGACUGAGAGGACGUUAAUAAGAGUGGAGCACGAAAGGGUGACUUCAAAACAGAGAAAUCUUGUCUGAGCUGGCCACUGACACAGAAGGUGAGACACAAGCUGGACAUGGAAUAAACUGGAGCCUGGCAAGAGAUCAACUUGCGAAAAAAAUUAUCACCACUGAAGGAAUUACUGAAAACAUAUACAGACAGCUGUCCAAAGGCACUGGGGAGAGCAGAAGACAAUCCAACAGUAUUAAAAACCAAAAGAAGAAGGUGAGAUACCACCCACAGAGAGAGAGAGAGAGAGAGAAAGAGAGAUUGAGCAUACCACACACAGGCUUUAUCACAGCCAAUCAUGCCGCAACUGAGCAACAGACACUAACAAUUAACAAACACAUUAACAAAGCCACACACAGAGUAUUUAUGGAAUACACACCUUCACGCAGUGUGUGACUAUAAAACAUAGGCUGAACACCCAUAACUCAAGCUUAGAGAGUUUAGACUGCAGUCAGGGGGCAUAGAGAAUCUUGGAUGGCACGGGGCGGACUGAAUGACUGAGAAGCAGGAGAGUGUAGAGACCUUACAGACACCUAACACUUAUGAAUGCUUCAUGAGGACAACCAAAAUACUACUAACGGAUUGGAACCAAACUUUGGAUUGUCUUCUCCAUUUGAAAAGCCACCUUGGAAAUCACAGAAGACCAUCUCCAAACCACUGACCAAAGCAUCUUCUUCACGUCUAGAGCCUAAGAACCAUCAUAGGCUUGAGGUUCACCUAAAACUGUGGACUCUUCCAAAAGACAUCUGGUCUAUUCCCCGUGGAAAGAUGGAGGCUGUGUACUGAGCAGCCUACAAGGGGUUGAGUGAAGUGGACGAUCAUCUACUGACACUGCAAGAUGAAGCUCAGGCAUGGGGCAAGAGGGGUAGUGCUGGCCUUGCUGCUAAGCGUACUGUCGACUACAUGUACUACACAAGAGAGCGAUGAGAGUAUGGAGAUCCAAGAGGAGAACAGUACUGUCAGCACUGAGAGCCCUGAGACUGUAUCCUCUGACAUAGCCUUUGUGAGCCCCCACAGGGCAUGGAUAGCCUUUAGGGACAACUCCAACAAGGAUGGAAAUAAGAAACCAAGAGGAAACAAAAGACUCUCCAAGCAUGGCCUUCCAGGUCCACCAGGACCUCCUGGUCCCCAGGGGCCUCCUGGUCCACCUGGCCCCCUACUGCCUCAUCAUGAAGAAUUGAUACAGGACUUCCAAGGCCAACUGAAAGAGAUGGUAGGAACCCACUGUCUGCUCUGUGAUCAACCCCCUCGUGUGGCGACAGCUUUCCGCUGCCGACUGCACCACAACCUGCUGGUCCACCGUCGCAGUCUGCAGGAGGUCCAGCCCUUUAACACUCCGUCAAACACAGAACAGUUCCAUCAGAGAGGACAGGGCUUUAACACCAGCAGUGGCCGGUACACAGCUCCUGUGUCUGGGUUCUACCAGCUCACAGCUAGUCUGCUAUUAGAAUCCAGUGAGUCUCAGAAGAGGCCUCAGGCCAGGCAGAGGGACAGUGUCAAGGCCUCCAUAUGUAUAGAGUCUCUUUGUCAGAGUAAUAUGUCUCUUGAGACAGUGAUGGGUGUAAGCGCUACAGGGGGAGUAUUCAGUAUUCCCCUCACAGGAACUCUUUACCUACAGGCUGGAGAGUACGUGUCUAUUCUAAUCGACAAUGGAACAGGCUCAGCCCUCACAAUUCUCCAAGAUAGUCUGUUUUCUGGCAUCCUUAUUGGUGUAUGAGGACACAAAGAGAAACAUAUGACCUAUAAAAAAUACAAAUCCAGUAUUACUGUGCCCAACAAAAUACAGGUCUUUAUUUAGGCGAGGUAUUCAGGACAUAGUUGUAUAAUAAUUGCAUAAGAGGGAUGACCCUUUUUCAAGCAUCUAAAAGAGGCUCUAAUCACCUUCAGUAAUUAUUUUAGCAUUGUUGCCAGGGCUGCAGGAUAGCACUGCUAUUUCUUUCCAAAACACCUAAACGCUGUUAAUAGAGAUGUAUGUAAUUCUUUCCAUGUGGUAUGUUUAUAUAUUCUAUUCUCACAGGGUUGAAGUUUUAUUUAUUUGUAUUUGCUUUUUGAAAUGAUUGCUGAUAUGUUUGUAAUAAAACACUUUUAUAACUG
This is a messenger RNA of Xyrauchen texanus (razorback sucker), 2271 nucleotides long. Its product is annotated as erythroferrone-like. The record is from RefSeq and is a predicted model, not a curated record. Gene Ontology annotation, molecular function: hormone activity. NCBI's taxonomy places the organism in Eukaryota, Metazoa, Chordata, Actinopteri, Cypriniformes, Catostomidae. The transcript has 9 exons. Bases 1016 to 1894 code for a protein of 292 amino acids.